AAGGAGCUUGUUAACUGGCCAUGGCCACAAUUAGGGUUUCCAUUUUUGCACAGGUAGUGCUGCUAGUCGUGGCUCUGGCUUAUGGGGAUUUCACAUGUGAGGACUUGCCAAAGGAUUUGUGUGCAUUUUCGGUGUCAUCCACAGGCCUAAGGUGUACGCUCGAAAAGUUUUCGACAUCGAGCAAUACACAUGUGGAGUACACGUGCCAAUCUUCUGAGAUAGUGGUGGAGAACAAAGUAGGGUGGAUUGAAACUGAUGAGUGUAUUCAAGCAUGUGGGUUGGAUAGGUUUGAAAUUGGAAUUUCUUCAGAUUUAUUGGUAGAAGAGAGAUUCACACAAAUGCUUUGCUCCCCAAACUGUUAUCAAGAGUGCCCAAAUGUAGUAGAUUUGUACUUCAACCUUGCUGCUGGGGAAGGUGUGUUCCUUCCUAAACUAUGUGAAUCACAAGGGUCAAGCUCCAGACGCAGAGCAAUCAGCAUUAAGAGCUCCGGAUCUGAGGAAUGGUCUUCUUCUUCGAGUCCCAUUGAGGGUCCUAUUCCUGCAUUUGAAAUUGUUCCGGUUUCGCCAGUCGAGGUUCCUGAACCUUCUUUUGGGUUUCCUCUUCCACCGGUUUCACUAUCUGAGGCUCCAUUUAUGGUUCCAGUUUCUCCUGUUGAUGUUCCAGAGCCCUCAUUUGAGGGUCCUCCUUAA
Amborella trichopoda is the source of this 689-nucleotide messenger RNA. RefSeq lists its product as uncharacterized. The record is from RefSeq and is a predicted model, not a curated record. Lineage: Eukaryota; Viridiplantae; Streptophyta; Magnoliopsida; Amborellales; Amborellaceae.